This is a messenger RNA of Adineta steineri, 1095 nucleotides long. The record is from the annotation of a GenBank genome assembly. Lineage: Eukaryota; Metazoa; Rotifera; Eurotatoria; Adinetida; Adinetidae.
AUGUCUGAUAAUUCCGAUUGUCUUUCAGUAACAUGUCAAGCAUCUCCUAAUAUUGCACUUAUUAAAUAUUGGGGUAAACGAAAUGAAGAACUCAUUUUACCCGAUAAUGAUUCUCUUAGUAUAACACUUGAUCUUGGUGAAUUACAUUCGGAUACAACUGUUUCAACAUCAUCAUCUAUGACAUGUGAUACUUUUUAUUUUGAUGGUAUUCAACAGACAAAACUUUCUAAACGAAUGCAAAAAGUUCUUGAUGAAGUUCGUCGACGAGCAAAAAAUGAUCAAAUAAAAUUUGUUGAAAUUCGCUCACAUAAUACAUUUCCAGCAUCAAGUGGUCUUGCAUCAAGUGCAUCAGCCUAUGCAAGUUUAGCUAUUGCAUUAACAAAGCUAUUUAAUUUAGAAAAUCCACAAUCAACAGCUGCUUAUUUAGCACGUAUUGGUAGUGGUUCAGCUGUUCGCAGUGUUUAUGGUGGUUUUGUUCGUUGGUCAAGUGAAGGUGAAUGUCUUUCAUCAUGUAUUUAUCCUGUUGAACAUUGGCCAGAACUUCGAUUAAUUAUAUUAAUAUUUAAUUCAAGUAAAAAACCUGUUUCAUCAACUGAUGCUAUGCAACGUACACGUGAAACUUCGACAUUAUUUCAAGCACGUCUUUCAACAGUUAACGAUAAAAUUGAAAAAUUAAUUCAAGCAAUUAAAAUCAAAGAUUUCAAUACAUUCGCAAAAAUAGUUAUGAUGGAUAGUAGUCAAUUUCAUGCUGUUUGUAUGGAUACAUAUCCACCAGUUAUUUAUCUUAAUGAACAAUCAAAACAUUUGAUUGAUUUAGUUCAUGCAUUUAAUAAAACAGAUGAAAAUGAAACAAUGAAAGUUGCGUAUACAUUUGAUGCUGGACCAAAUCCAUUUUGUUUUAUUCGUGAAGAACAUGCCGAUGAAUUUUUAAGUCUUUUAAAACAUUUUUAUCCAAGUAAUAAUGAUAAUGAUAAUGUUCAUAAACAAGUAUCGAAUAUCGAUGGAAAUUUUUCUUCAAUUAAUCUUCCAAUUAUGGCUAAUGCUCUUGAAAGAAUCGUUUUAACAAAAAUUGGUUCUGGUCCAAAAAUAAUUUAA